AUGUUUGAAGAUACAUUCUCCCCAGAUGCACCUCCAACCGCGGAUGAACUCGUCAAGGCCUCAGCGAUUGACCUAGAUGUCGAGGACGGGUCAACAGUCCCUUUCGGCAGCCUCAUCUCCGACUCGGGAAAGACUGUCGUCGUCUUCGUCCGGCAUUUCCACUGUUCUAUGUGUCAAGAUUAUGUCACCCAGCUAGGAAGCAUACGAGAGGAAGCACUCGAUGCUGCCAACGUGAGCCUUAUCGUCAUAGGGUGCGGGGACCGGAGUGUGAUUCCCGAAUACCGAGAAAGGACAGAGUACAGAUAUCCUAUAUACGCCAAUCCUAGAAAAGAGCUCUACGUCGCCCUGGGCAUGACGAGACGCACCUUCCAUGCUGCCCCUCCGGGUGAGGCACCUAAGAGCUACAUACGCGCCGGGAAAUGGGCGUACGCGAUCCGCGGGAUAAUGAAGGGACCUCUCAGCCAUCCCGUCUCGUAUAUCAAAGCAGGAGAUAACCAGCAGCUAGGAGGAGAGAUCAUCUUCGAGCCUGGACCCCAAUGUACAUUUGUGGCACGAAUGAAGCAUACUGCAGACCAUACCGAAGUGAAGGAUCUCAUGGAAAAGGCUGGCGUCGAAUACCCGUAA
Messenger RNA from Dacryopinax primogenitus, 624 nucleotides. RefSeq lists its product as uncharacterized. The record is from RefSeq and is a predicted model, not a curated record. The transcript is spliced from 5 exons. The coding region runs from base 1 to 624 and encodes 207 amino acids. NCBI's taxonomy places the organism in Eukaryota, Fungi, Basidiomycota, Dacrymycetes, Dacrymycetales, Dacrymycetaceae.